Protopolystoma xenopodis is the source of this 723-nucleotide messenger RNA. The record is from the annotation of a GenBank genome assembly. NCBI's taxonomy places the organism in Eukaryota, Metazoa, Platyhelminthes, Monogenea, Polystomatidea, Polystomatidae.
AUGGAGCAUUGGAGAACAGCGAACUACGAAAAAGAAGAAGAAGACGCGGAGAAUGAGGGCCAAAGAGAGUUUAAUCCCCGGCAGAAUGACGAGGUGAAGACGCAUGAGAACGAGAUUGCCCAUCUAAGAGAACACAUCGGCUUGGACGCCGUUACUAUGAGGAAGGAGGAUGGGCCUAGAGACCGGUCUACGGUCGCCAGCAACUGGCCGGUGAGUCUACAAAGACUAAAGCCAAUUAAUCCUUCGCCUGACUGCCCAGUCGCGGGCACAAGGAGUCCAGCCUCGCUGGGCCGAAUCACUCUGGCCGAAGAAAUUCGCCAGGCCUGGGUCUACCUCCUCCGGCCGCGACUCAAAGCCCCGGUCUGGCAGACGGCAUCGGAUAGUCCCGCAACAGGCUGCUUCGACUUCAAGCCAAGCAGAAGACAGGAGCAGCAGCAACCACUUUCUUCGCCCUACAGCAGCCUGGUCAGGCGACAUGGGCAACUUCUGGACAAAAGUUCUGUUCGUCUGUCCGCAGGCAGUCGGAGGUCUGCAGGGCGGACUGGGAGCAGUACGGAACAUGCUGCCUUGGACGUGAUUCGCCGGCUGGAGUGGAGCUGCAUUGCUGUAGAGCUGGCCGCCGCCUUGGCUCUUACCUCGCAAGAGGCGGCGAUCGCUCUUCUGCCGCGAAUUGCAGCACAUCUUGAGGCAUUGCCCGACGAGGUAGAUACGAUUACAUUCUAG